Aspergillus oryzae RIB40 is the source of this 969-nucleotide messenger RNA. RefSeq lists its product as uncharacterized. The record is from RefSeq and is a predicted model, not a curated record. Bases 1 to 969 code for a protein of 322 amino acids. NCBI's taxonomy places the organism in Eukaryota, Fungi, Ascomycota, Eurotiomycetes, Eurotiales, Aspergillaceae. The transcript has 2 exons.
AUGCGCCUGUUAAACGUGCACACCUUACUAUUGGAGGAGUUUAACGAGAGCAAGGCUCCUCCCUAUGCCAUCCUUUCGCACACGUGGGGCGAAGGUGAAGUCACUUUUGAUGACAUCCAAGAUACCUCGGACAAGUACACAAAGAAAGCAGGCUAUGAGAAGAUUCAUAGUACCUGCAAACAAGCCAUCAGUGACAAACUCGAGUACGUCUGGAUUGACACCUGCUGUAUCGACAAAAGCAGCAGCGCCGAACUCUCGGAAUCGAUCAAUUCCAUGUUUCGCUGGUAUGAAAAGGCCGAGAUCUGCUACGCUUUCUUAGCUGAUGUACCGGAGAUCCCAUUCCGAAUGAGUCGCUGGUUCACCAGAGGGUGGACACUGCAAGAAUUGCUGGCACCGCGAAAGGUGGUCUUUUUCGGAGCUGACUGGUCGUUCAUUGGAACCCGGGCAGAACUAAAUGAGAAGAUCAGCGAAGCCACGGGAAUAGACAGAAUGUUUCUUUGUAACGGCGAAGCCAGAGAUCCGCAUGCUUUUGAUCAUGGUGAUGGUAAACAGCAUCCAUCACUUUCUAUCCAUAAAGCAAGUAUUGCGGCAAGGAUGAGUUGGGCAUCGUCCAGAGAGACUACGAGGCCGGAGGACAUGGCCUACUGUCUUUUUGGUCUGUUUGACGUCAACAUGCCCUUAAUCUACGGAGAAGGCCAGAAGGCUUUUCUCAGGCUACAAGAGGAGAUUAUAAAACGCUACAACGAUCAUUCGAUUUUUGCUUGGAUUAUACAAAACAAACUUGGUUCUGCCAAGAAACACGAUGACAGUGUGUCAAGGAGUGGAAUUCUAGCCCUUUCACCAGCUGCUUUCAGCGGUUGCGGAUCUAUUAUAUCCUUUCCAAUCAGUAGUCACAGCUCGCCGUUUAACGUCACGAACCAAGGGGUGCAAAUUAGGCUUCCAAUAUCUAAUGGUGACAAAUUCAGAUAA